CGCACAAUAUGAGGAAGCGAAUUUGAGAAGCAUCAUAUUGAUCACAGGAGAAGAAUCAAUCUCAGAGAUGCAUGAGAUUGUCACGCUUCAACUGGGUCAGCGGGCGAACUACCUAGCGACCCAUUUCUGGAAUCUCCAGGAAUCUUAUUUCACAUACAAGGAAGGCGAAGAGUCACCAGUGGACCAUGAUGUCCACUUUCGUCCUGGUGUCGGGGCUGAUGGGUCCGAGACGUACACUCCACGGACAGUCAUCUAUGACUUGAAAGGCGGAUUUGGAACCUUGCGCAAGCAUAAUGCGCUGUACGAGCUCACAGAAGACGCCAUGGCCGGCCAGGGCUUGUGGGAUGGCCUUGAGAUUAUACAGAAACAGGCACCUAUCCAGCAAAGCGAAUAUCAAAGAAGCUUAGAUCAAGGCACGACCGCCCCACGUCUAACAUCAGAAACGGUGCGAUACUGGUCCGACUACAAUCGGGUCUUUUAUCACCCACGUUCUGCUGUCCAACUUAACGAAUAUGAGCUGAAUUCCCAGGUCAUGCCUUUUGAGGAUUGGAACGUUGGUGAAGACCUGUUCAAUGACCUCGAUAAGGAGCAUGACCUGCUGGAUCGGGAUGUCAGACCAUUUGCUGAAGAAUGUGACCAAAUGCGAACAAUUCAACUCUUCACAGGGUCCGAUGACGCAUGGGGUGGAUUCGCUGCUCGGUACAUCGAUAGGUUACGAGAUGACUAUGGCAAGAAGAGUAUCUGGAUUUGGGCCAUUGAAGAUGGGACGAGAGUACAGCGACACCACCAAUUCAAGAGGGACACGAAUAAGGCGAAGUCGCUAUACUCGAUCUCGCCCCAGGCAAACCUUUAUGUGCCACUUGUCGAUAUUCCUCAGAAACUCCCGAGCUACAUCAGCGUAGACCGCCAUUCUGAAUGGCAAAGGUCUGCUUUAUUGAGUGCGGCUGUGGAAACGAUCACGUUGCCGUCUCGACUGCGGCCAUACCAUGACUUUGAGGCCUCGUUGGCCGGAGAUGAUGGGAGACACAAUAUUUACGAGCUGCAGUCGACCUUCAACCCAGAGAAUCAAUAUGAGAAAGCCCCGAAGUCCGAUACGGAGGGCUCGUCAAAACCUCAGACUAAGUUUGACAUUGACUUCACCUAUGACAACCAAGAUACCGAGACCGCAACUAUUUUCAAUCAAGUUCAGAUGAUGCGAGGCAACGAAACCGAGACAUCCACUCAAUCACCCGAAAGUGGUGACAUCGGUCACCUUCGCAAGCUUCGUUUGUAUAACUCAGAGCCAAUGCUACAAAGUUACCACAGCCCUCUCCGGCUACCCAUUAUCGACAGUUUCCCGCACGGCAUGUUUUCCGCGUCGCCGUCUAGUGCUGAUGGGUUGAGUAUCUUUACCGCAUUGACCGCUUCAACUCGGACAGCCGACAGGAUCAAGGCUAUUCAGGCCACCGCUGCACGGAUGCUAUCGGUGGAUGAGCGAGAGGCAAUGGUCAACGGGCUGGGCGAGAUCCGGGAAUGCUAUGAGACGGGAUGGAGCAGUGGAUCGUCAGAUGAGGACGACGAUUAGACCGAAAAAUCCGGCUUUCAAAGUUGGCCAUGGGGAUUCUGACUUCAUCGUCCUCGGCUAUCCAUAUUAUUAGAUUGGCGAGAGUCGAGCCAGUUUUACCGUAGUCUACAAGCGAACGUUGAAUACCGCGAUAAUGAACUAAGCAG
Messenger RNA from Penicillium subrubescens, 1710 nucleotides. Its product is annotated as misato family protein. The record is from RefSeq and is a predicted model, not a curated record. Gene Ontology annotation, biological process: mitochondrion distribution. NCBI's taxonomy places the organism in Eukaryota, Fungi, Ascomycota, Eurotiomycetes, Eurotiales, Aspergillaceae. The transcript has 5 exons. Gene Ontology annotation, cellular component: cytoplasm. The coding region runs from base 68 to 1564 and encodes 498 amino acids.